Molecule: messenger RNA, 2622 nt
Organism: Chaetomium fimeti
Lineage: Eukaryota; Fungi; Ascomycota; Sordariomycetes; Sordariales; Chaetomiaceae
Exons: 5
Coding region: 1-2622 (873 amino acids)
Cellular component (GO): plasma membrane
Molecular function (GO): calcium-activated cation channel activity
Source: RefSeq, a predicted model, not a curated record
AUGAGUAGCGACAAAGAGACGCCCGACUCGAGCUCGCUCUCGGGCAUGAUCGCGACCCUCGCUCCGGUCGCAGUCAUCUCGGGAAUCUACAUCGCCGUCUUCUUGAUCUUGCGAAAGAGCCAAAGACGCUACUAUGCCCCGAGAACCUACCUCGGGAGUCUGCGGGAGGGCGAGCGCUCACCUCCCCUCCCUAGCGGCUUGUUCAACUGGGUAGGGAGCUUCUGGAAGAUACCUGACGUGUACGCUCUCCAGCACCAGUCGCUCGAUGCCUACCUCUACCUCCGCUACCUUCGCAUGGCCCUGAUUCUGUGCUUCGUCGGCUGCUGCAUCACAUGGCCCAUCCUCUUCCCCGUCAAUGCCACCGGCAGCGUGGGCCAGACCGAGCUCAACAUCCUGUCGUACUCCAACAUCGACCGGGAUAACCAGUACAACCGCUACUACGCUCACUGCUUCGUCGGAUGGGCCUACUUUGGCUUCGUCAUGUACCUGAUCAUGCGCGAGUGCAUCUUCUUUAUCAACCUGCGCCAGGCCUUCCUGCUAAGCCCCUUCUACGCCGACCGUCUUUCGUCCCGCACCGUGCUGUUCACCUCGGUCCCGGCCCCGUACCUGAACGAGGCGAGCAUGCGCAAGGUCUUUGGCGCCGCCGUCAAGAACGUCUGGAUCACCGGCGACACCAAGGAGGUCGACGAGCUGGUCGAGAACCGCGACAAGGCCGCCAUGCGCCUCGAGAAGGCCGAGGUCAAGCUGAUCAAGCUCGCCAACAAGGCGCGCCAGGCCGCCAUCAAGAAGGGCGCUUCCCCCGACGAGGCCGACAAGGCUCCCAUCGUCGGCGACGCUGAGUCCGGCAGCAUUGCCGCCCGCUGGGUGCCCCCCAAGAAGCGCCCGACCCACCGUCUCGGAUUCCUCGGCCUGGUCGGCAAGAAGGUCGACACCAUCAACUGGUGCCGCACCGAGCUGGAGCGCCUCAUCCCCGAGGUCGAGGCCGCCCAGGGCAAGUACCGCGCGGGAGGCUUCAAGAACAUCCCCGGCGUCUUCGUCGAGUUCCGCACCCAGUCCGACGCCGAGGGCGCCUCGCAGAUCCUUGCUCAUCACCAGGGUCUGCACAUGACGCCCAAGUACGUCGGCAUCCGGCCCGGCGAGGUCAUCUGGAAGUCGCUCGCCAUCCCCUGGUGGCAGAAGGUCAUCCGCCGCUACGCCGUCCUGGGCUUCAUCGCCGCCUUGAUCCUCUUCUGGGCCAUCCCCGUCGCCUUUGUCGGUAUCGUCAGCAACAUCGACUUCCUUAAAAGCCUCCCCUUCCUCCGAUGGCUCGACCAGAUACCGGACGUCAUUAUGGGCGUCGUGACCGGCCUGUUGCCCUCGGUCCUGCUGUCCAUCCUGAUGUCACUGGUGCCCAUCGUCAUGCGCUUGUGCGCGAAGCUGGCCGGAGAGCCCUCGGUUUCGAGAGUCGAGCUGUUCACGCAAAACGCCUACUUCGCCUUCCAGGUUAUCCAGGUCUUCCUCGUCGCCACCGUGGCCUCUUCUGCCACCGCCGUCGCCCAGCAAAUCAUCGACAACCCCGCGAGCGCCCCGACCAUCCUGGCCGAGAACCUGCCCAAGGCCUCCAACCUGUACAUUUCCUACUUUAUCGUCCAGGGUUUGACCAUCGCCACCAGCGUGCUGACCCAGGUCGUCGGCUUCUUCGUCUUCACGCUGCUGUACAAGUUCCUGGCCAACACCCCGCGCGCACUUUACCAGAAGUGGUCCAACCUGAGCGCCAUCUCGUGGGGCAGCACCAUGCCCGUGUACACCAACAUUGUGGUCAUCGCCAUCACCUAUUCGUGCAUCGCCCCGCUGAUGCUCGGCUGGGCCACCGUUGCCAUGUUCCUCUUCUACUUCGCCUGGCGCUACAACAUCUUCUUCGUCACCGACACCCAGAUCGACACGCGCGGCCUGAUCUACCCCAAGGCGAUCAAGCAGCUCUUCACCGGCAUCUACCUCGCUGAGGUGUGCAUGAUCGGCCUCUUCGGCGCGUCCGUCGCCCCUGGCCCCCUCGUCCUCAUGAUCAUCUUCCUCGUCUUCACCGUGCUCUUCCACCUGUCGCUCAACUCGGCCCUCGACCCGCUGCUGUACAACCUGCCCCUGACCCUGCUCGCCGAGGAGGAGACUACGCGCCUCCUCGACGCCGAGAAGGGCGACGCCGCCGCCGCCGUCGGCCCCAGCAACGGCGCCCACCACGACCUCGACGGCGACGGCGUGGUCGACCACACCGAGGUGUCGGUCAGCCACGCGCUCGAGGCCAAGAAGGCCACGGGCCAGGCCGGCAACUUCCUCACGCGCUUCCUCAAGCCGUGGAUUUACGCCGACUACAAGACCCUGCGCGCCCUGGUCCCGCGCGGCCUGCAGCUCGACCCUUACUCGGACGAGGUCGCCGCCGACGCCUACCACCCGCCCUCCGUCACCAGCGGCACCCCCCUCUUGUGGAUCCCCACCGACGCCGCCGGCGUCUCCAAGCAGGAGGUCGCCCACACCAGCCGCGUCAUCCCCAUCACCGACGAGGGCUGCGAGCUGGACGAGAACGGAAAGCUGGUCUGGGACCGCGAGAGCACCCGCCCGCCCGUCUGGGAGGAGAAGAUUUAUUUCUAG